AUGACAGUACGCCUAUCGAUCCAGCUCGUCUUGGCGCAGGCCGUCAAAGGAGGGAGAUGCAGCGAAGAUGCACGAGGCCAUGUUCACCGUCUGCUCAAAGAAGCCGCAAUCGUACGCUGCAAGUGUUGCCCAUUAGGUGCCGUGACAUAUCAAGUUCCCAUCAACGAUCUCCGCAGCCACGACUAUGACGAAAUCGAGUCUGACAAGUGGACCGUCUACUAUGAUCACAAUGCCACUCCAACAGCAGAAGAAGCAGAUUCUCUCGACGUCAAUGAAGCUCAUGUUUCUCUUCGCGGAGUCAAACUUGUCAGUCCUCUGUUUGAUCUGAGCGCGGAGAACUCGAGCGAAAUUCUUCCAAAUCGUGCCCACGACAUUGACAUGAAUACCGAGAUUGGAGCUGUACUCCAGCUUUUGCAGGAUUCCCAAAAGACCAUCUCUGACGGCAGCGAUGGCAAGGCGCCGUCUUCUUUCCUAUACGCUUCGCCGAAUUGUCGCAUGACUGUUUCGAUCGAUUCUACUGACUCGUUUGCAGCGCACACGUACGAUCGAGUUGAGCUGUUCAUGAAUUGCUGUGAGCGGCAGUACGAUGUCUUGACUGCCUGCCCAAGUCUGACGAACGUUAUGGACAUCUUUUCUGUCGAGGCACUCUCGUCCGACGGAGAAGAGAGCGUUGAAGAUGGCGAUGACACCGAAGAAGAGUUUGGUCGCCAUCCUUUUGACUCGGCCAUCGACUUUGCGCAGCUGCCUUCUACACUCGACUCCGCUCAGGUCACAGCAUGGAUCGAUGUCGUUGUCAACACCGUAGGUCGUUGCGAGGAGGCUGUCGCGUCCUACUUUGACUGGCAACUCAGCCCUGACGGCGACUUCAGCGCACCAGAGUUCUCUUCAAUGCUCAUGCUUCGCCAUCUCGGGUGCAAGGAAACCACCGUUGACCACUUCCAGUCUCGUCUAGCCGCUCGGCCUAUUGAGCUGGAUGAAGCCGUAGCUUCGGCGAUGAAUGCGAUCUUCAACGACAACCCUCUUGGAACUCUUGCUCUGCAUGUGGUCAAGACCACUGCAGCUGACACAGAUCCAGACACCGUCCGCUAUCGAAUCAAGAUGAAGCUGCUCAGUGGAGGGUACGGUAUGCAUCCACGAGAGUAUACAAGAAAGGCUCUGGUGGCGGUUGGCGCAGAAGGAGUACAAGACCAUGAGGAAUUCGCAUGA
Cercospora beticola is the source of this 1206-nucleotide messenger RNA. RefSeq lists its product as uncharacterized. The record is from RefSeq and is a predicted model, not a curated record. NCBI's taxonomy places the organism in Eukaryota, Fungi, Ascomycota, Dothideomycetes, Mycosphaerellales, Mycosphaerellaceae.